Molecule: messenger RNA, 513 nt
Organism: Paraglomus brasilianum
Lineage: Eukaryota; Fungi; Glomeromycota; Glomeromycetes; Paraglomerales; Paraglomeraceae
Source: the annotation of a GenBank genome assembly
AUGCGCGACAUAUUGAUGGAAGACGCAGAAGUAGUUAACGAGGAUACGUGGUAUGGAACUCUGGAUGUCAACAUCGGAAUGAUGACGCCAAUACCGGAGAAAAUGUAUAAGAAAAUGCAGUCAUUGUGUGCACAAAUGAUUAAUGGCAUUCGACUUCCUCCGAUUAAUAGUGUUGCGACUAGAGGAUUUUAUUGGAUUCACGAGCGCAAGGAUGUCCCGUGUCUUUAUGAACUCCGCUACGACGAAGAACCGGACUAUGACAUCAACCCAAGACACGCAAUGCCACAAACAAUGCAAAUCCCAGACACAACGACGACGCGCAAAUGCCACAAACAAUGCAAAUCCCAGACACAACGACAUCAAACCCAAGACACGCAAAUGCCACAAACAAUGCAAAUCCCAGACACAACGACAUCAAACCCACGACGCACAAAUGCCACAAACAAUGCACAACGACAUCAAAACCCAAGACACGCAAAUGCCACAAACAAUGCAAAUCCGCAAAGGGAUUAG